Monoraphidium neglectum is the source of this 549-nucleotide messenger RNA. RefSeq lists its product as hypothetical. The annotation marks the transcript as partial. The transcript has 4 exons. The record is from RefSeq and is a predicted model, not a curated record. NCBI's taxonomy places the organism in Eukaryota, Viridiplantae, Chlorophyta, Chlorophyceae, Sphaeropleales, Selenastraceae.
AUGGCGAGUGCGCAGCCGAGGACCUGGUCGUCGUGGCUGGGCGUCGAUGCGGAAUCCAAAGCCUCUGCCGCGGCAAAAAAGGAACUGGAGACAGAAGCGAAGCACUCAAAGGCAGUGGAGGAGCUCAGAAAUCUGUUUGAUUGCGAGGAGGGGCGCAUCUGCGGGAGGCAGCUGGCAGAGGGCGGCGAGUUUGGCCGCGGCGGCGACGCCUCCGAGCUCGUCUCAGACGCCUACCUGCGCCGCUGGCUGGUGGCGAGGGACUGGAACGUGGAGGUGACCCACAAGCUGCUGCUGCGCCACGCCGACUGGCGGGCGCGCACAAGCCCGAAGGGCUAUAUUGAGGAGGGCAGCAAUUUUUUGGGGAUGGGAUCAACCGAGCACAGUGCUGCCGCGCUGCUGCGAGUGCUGCCGCUGCUGCUGCCAGUGCUAUCGUCGCCCCCGCUGCUGCUGCUGCUACUGCUGAUGGCGAGCAGAGCGCUCGGCAGCACUGCGGCUCGCUGUCGAGAGCUUGUGAAGGGUCCUCUGGCUGACAAGAAGGCCUUCCUGCAG